UUGUAAACAGAAGUAAAUACAUAGUUUUCUUCUCAAGUUAUUUUUUUCUCAAAGUAAUAAAAAUUACAGCGAUAUUGAAGUCGUUGAGAAAUUAGAAUUCGUAUUCGGAAAUCGGAAUUCGUAAAUUUGAAUUCAUUAAAUUGGUUCUAAAUAAUAGAUAAAAUAAAAAAAACAAACAAUGGAAGGACAAAUCCCUCAUUCGCUAAAAGUAGAAUGGAUGAACACCGCAUUGAAAUAUUUAGAAAACGACAGCCAAUUUAUUUUUGAGUACCCGGCGAUGCCUGUUAAUUUCUUAGAGUACAUACAAAACUCAAUUUGGCUCUGUAAAAACAUUGAUUUAGAUUUAAAAUCAUCGUUUAAAGAUGCAUUGAGGAUUUUUAGCGUGAAAUAUGAAUUUAAAAUUACAGUUGCAAAAGGACAUUUAGUAGUAGAAAAAAUGCCAAAGAAACAUCUAGAGAAUCAAGAUGAACUCCAACAACAGAAUGGACAACAAGCUGAUGAAGAUAGUUUUAGUACUGACUGUGAAGACGAUGAAACUGAUCAAACCCUACCUGGGUCGCCAACUCUUCACCAAACACACAGUCAAAAAGGCAGAAACAAAAUUAGACCUAGAAUACGCAGAAGCAAAACUGAGAAAUUCUUCAUAGACACACAGAAGAUCAUUGAGUCUAUAUCCCCUGUGUUACUAAAGAAAUCUAUGAAGAAUAUUCUAGACUUUCUAUUAGAUAAAGAGGAAGCCAGUAUAAUAUUUUCAAAUUUAGCACCAGUUGAAGCAAGAUUUUUGGAAAAUUUUCUAGGUAUUUACAAGAAACGCCAAUCCCUCGAAGAAACCUUACCACCUGCAUGCAACGUUAUUCUGAAUAAAAUGUGCGAAUUCUUCAAAGAGUUCGAUAAACAAUGCAAGUUGGAAGUCUACGCUGCUAAAUUUAAUGCUAACACCACGAAGAGAGAGGUCAAGUUUAUGAAAGUACCGAGGUACACAAGAAAUAACGCAAAGCAACCGCAAACAAAUCAUGAUGUAGUUCAUGUAAUAGAACAUAUACAAAAAACCAACAGGAACACCCCAAACCCAAAUUUUGGUGAAACUAUAAAAAAUAACAGUUUAAUAGUCACAAUAUCAAAUGGGAAUACAGAUUGUUUUGACCACAGAAAAAAUAGAGAAGUAAUAUCGUCUAACGCUGAAGUCAAGGACCAGCGAUUCAUAGCCAAUAAAACAGAUACCACAGGUAGCACAGAAAUAAAAUUGCCCAUGAAAUCUGUAGUCAAAGAAGUUAUAUCGUCUAACGCUGAAACCAAGGACCAGCGAUUCAUAGCCAAUAAAACAGAUACCAAAGGUAGCACAGAAAUAAAAUUGCUUAUGAAAGCUGUAAUCAAGGACAAUCGAACAAUAGUCAACAACAUUGAUAAAGUUAAAUUGGCGGCGAACGAUGAAGCUAAAGACAUGAACCACGCAGAUUCCAAAGAUAGUAUAGAAAAUAAAAAAAAGGCCACAGAUAAUAAAGAAGUCAUAGUGUCUAAGAAAGCUGAGACAGAAGACAAUCGAUCCAUUGAAAAUGAGGAAGUUGUUGCUGAUAAACUCAGAGUUUCAGAUGGAGAACUUAUAAAGGAAAAAAUAGAUGAAAUAUCAAAAAAAACAGUACUGCCAGUGAAUAAAUCCAGUGGGCAGGUUGAAAAACCGAUAAUAAACAAUAAUAAAACUACGGAGGGCUCACCUGUCAUCGCAGAUGGUUCUAGAAAAGAGAAGUUGUUGCGAGCCAUGUCCACUCCCAUGCAGAGUGAUAAAGGGUCAAGAAUGAUGCGUCUGAUGGGAUGGGAGGGCGGAGCCCUAGGUCUGCGUGGCGAAGGCAUCACGGAACCCAUCAUACCUGCGCUUAAUAUCGUGGCCGGUAAAGGCUUGGGUCACGUGACAGAAAUACCCAAACCAAAACCAGCCAAGCCGGUCAAACCAGCGAAAACGGACAAUCGUGUUGAAUUCCUCAAGACUGUACUGGAACUAAUAAGAAGAAAAACACCCAGCAGUGUCAGUUAUUCAGUAGCUCUGACCAAAAGGGAGAAUAAAUGUUUUAAUAAUAUCAUACAUAAUCUGAAUACGAGGACUCCCGUCGUCUUAACGGCUGCAGAACAUGUUAUUGUGGCUAAAAUAGAGAACAUUAUGGAAACUGAGGAGAAUCUGUCCUUGGAUAUGGUACUCUCGCGUAAUUCUAAAGAACUAACGAUAAAUAAAUCAACAGAUCGCAUUCUGGAAACGAAAGCGGACAAAAAAAAGAAGCUUAAGCUUUUAAACGAGACGAAAGAGUCAAAGGAUCAAAUGUCACUGGACAGUUUGAAAAUAUAUUUCUGCACUUCAGUGCUAGAUUUUAUGAAGAGUGAUCACAACUCGAAGGAAAUAUGUUUCUUUGGCAAUUUGUCUAAGAAAUUCUUCAAUUUCACAAAAAGUGUAUGCAUCUGCAUCAACCAAAGAACUGCGGUGCCUUUUGCAAAUGUGGCAAAAUUGUGUAUGGAAAUCUUGGAGCACACUAAAGACUGCUAUUUGGACGCCCAAUUCGAUUUAAAUAACAAAAGAUCGGUCCUCUUACGCAAGCUAUACUUCGAAAAACCGUGUAUUAAUAAAGAAGUACUGAAAUGUGCCAUAAACAAAUAUACUAACAGUAAAAUACCUGAUGAAGAUACUAUAAACAAUAAAAUAACUGAACACGCAGAGGAAGAAAGAGUUUUACAAAAUGUGGAAGUUGAUAACUCUGCAUGUAUCGCAAUAUCAAGUAGAAACAAUAACUUGGAUGGUCAACAAAAUUCUAAGGGAAUUACAAGUCAACAAACAAGCCCAAGCUAUGAAAUAAAGAAAAAUACUAGUGAAACUGCUGAUAAAGUAUUUAUGUUUAAGGGUAACAGUAAACCAAACAAUAAUUUCGUCAAUAACUCUAAAGAAGUCAACGAAGGAAGUAUACAACUGAUAGAAGAUGUAGUAAGACUUGCACAAAACCAAAAUAAGUUGAAGAGAAAUAAUUUUACUUUCGAAAUAAAUAAUUUUAAAACAAUUGAAAAAGAUUUGAUGCAAUGGACUAUAAAUUCACUAACUAACUUAACGCAGAAUGGAUACUUUGAAGUAGUCAAAAAGAAAUUGCAUAAUAAAGAAUUACAUACAAACGACCGAGAAGAUAGUGAUUUACAUACGAAUGAUAUUUCGCAUGACAUUACUGAUAAUUCUAGGAAAUGGUAUAGGCUUAGUGAAACAUUUUUGAAGCAAGACGAUGAUCGAAACAUUUCAUUAAAUAAAAGUGAUGAUAAUACUAAUAAUAAAACGCGUAGCGUGAAUGAUGUAGAAUCAGAACAAUGUUUUAACGAAAUUAAAGUGAAACUGGCAAAUAUUAAAUUAAGUACAGAUAAAGCAGAAGAUGAUAUUAAAACGGAAACAGAUUCUAGGAAAAAUGGUGAGAGGGAAUCGCAAAAAUUUGACAAUAAAGUUGAAAAACAUUCCGAAUUAGAUAAAUCUCAAGAAACUCUUGAAAUUAAAUCCUUAACAGAUCAAAUACAAGUAAAUAAUAAUCAGUUAAAUUACACUAAAGAAGUUUUAAGAAAUAGUAGUAAAGAUGGGAGAGGUGAAUUUAAAGAAUCACAAAAAACAGUUGAAAGUAUUUCUACUUUAGAUACUUUAGAUUAUGAUAAAGAUAUGAAUAUAAAUGACAUUAAAUAUUUAAGUGUUUCGAGUAAUGUAAUUAAAGAAAAUAGUAAACACUGUCAUGACAUUGUUAUCAUUGAAACUAAUAUUAUAGAAACAGCAGAAGUACACAAAAAGAUUCAAAAUAUAAUCGAAAAUAUGAAUUACGAUAAAGGGUUUCUACCGCAUUUUAAUUACCAUGGGGUUGUGGAAAGAGGUAUAGUUUAUAGUUGCCACAAUAAAGACACUUUUCAUUGGUUGAAAGGUGUUUUACGUGAAUAUAAUAUAAAAGAUUACAAAAGUUUCACAAACGUCCAUAAAAUGAAGAUAAAUAUAACAAGUUUUAAUAGCGAUCCGAUGAAAUUUCUCGAGUUAUUGGAGGUUUAUAAUAAAGGUCUGAGUUGUCUGAAUUGGAAGAUAACAUCCCAAAAUUAUAUGCUUUUUUUGUUGGUAAUAGUUGUGGAAAUAGAUGACCUUUCUUUUAAAUAUAUUCGUGAUAAUAAUUUUUCUUUAUCCGUCGGUUACGGUUUUGCAAAAUUUAGUAUAGGAUUAUAGGGUAUAUACCUAUAAUCCUAUACUAAAUUGAGUAAUGUUAGGGCAUUUUUAAAUUUGGCGAUACUUGUCCUAGCAGACACGCGAAAGCGACACGGGUUUGAACUUGAAGUUUUCGAUUCAACGGCGUGGUAGCAAUAACAGAAAGAAGCCGAACUUUCAACAAUCACGUCUAUAGUCACGCGUGCGGUUCUGCUAUUCUACAAAAUAUACCCCUACGCACUUCGUUGCCUGCCCUCGUUUUACUAAGAUUGCCUACAAACUUCCUCAACAGUUGGUCUAUCAAUUACAAAAAAGAUUAUUCAAAUCCAACUGACUUAUAGUUUCAGAGAUAAGCAUUCAAACAAAAGAACAAACUGCAGCUUUAUUAUUAUUAAUGAUAGUGUACGUUUUUUUUUUUUUAAUUUGAUUUACGAGUACGUAUAAUUAGGUAUUUGAUACUUUCAAGUAAGAGAGCGCACAUGCAUUACUGUUUAAUUACGUAAUUACUUCGUAAUCGUGUAAAGUGUCUGCCAGUGAAAAGUCAUACUUUAUGUCUAUGUAAUAACGAUUUCAACGUGCGUUUCUGCUUCGUUAUGAUGUAUAACGAUUCCGAUAUAUCCACGACAUUGGUAUUGUGUUGGCCAAUGAAAAAACAUUCUUAGCUGUAGUCUGUAUCUUAUCAUAAUAAAGAAAGACACUUGUCUAUGAGUGAUAUCUAUAAGGUGAAGUUAAACUUUUCUUUCAUAAAACUUGGUUAGCCUUAAACUAAUUAAAUCAAGUAAAACUUUUCUUUCAUAAAACUUGGUUAGCCUUAAGCUUAUUAAAUCGUAGUUAGCUUUCACGCAAACAAGUAAACUUUGAGAAAAUCUCAUACUUGGCACCCAGAGGUUAAUAAGGAAUCGGAGCAUUGUUGCUCGUAAUAAUAUUUUAUGGCAGUCCACGUUCGCUUAAAUAUCAGGAUACAGUGUAAUUUUUUAAGUUUAUUUUUUUCAAUGAAAUACUGUGAUAAUUGGUUAAUGUGUGUUUUUUAACGUUGCUGAAGAAUAAAUUAAACACAGUAAAUCAUAA
This is a messenger RNA of Pararge aegeria (speckled wood butterfly), 5257 nucleotides long. RefSeq lists its product as uncharacterized. Lineage: Eukaryota; Metazoa; Arthropoda; Insecta; Lepidoptera; Nymphalidae. Bases 179 to 4210 code for a protein of 1343 amino acids. The record is from RefSeq and is a predicted model, not a curated record. Gene Ontology annotation, molecular function: nucleic acid binding. The transcript has 12 exons.